Megalopta genalis is the source of this 692-nucleotide messenger RNA. The record is from RefSeq and is a predicted model, not a curated record. Lineage: Eukaryota; Metazoa; Arthropoda; Insecta; Hymenoptera; Halictidae.
UCAAACUGAUAUUUUUAAAAAAGAUCAUAAUAAAUUUAUUGAAACAGUAGAAAAAUUUGGUACUCAAUUUACACAGCUUAUGGAACAACUUCAAAAGCAUGCUACACGAGCUGUUUGAAGAAAAAACAAAAUGGGAAAGAGAUUAUUUAGAGACGUUGAAAGAAUCUUGGACAAAAGAACAAAAUAGACAAUUGCAAUUAAUUCAACAAGAAAGAGAGGCAAUAGUAGCAGAAAAAGCACAAUUACAAACGAUGAAUAGACUCAAACUUAAUAGCAACGAUAUUGCCAAAGUUGAGUUAGAAGCUGCUAUUCAAACUGCACAAGAAGCUACAGCUUGUGCUAAUCAUGCAAAACUAAAAUGGCAAGAAAAAAUGAACGAACUUAAUGCUCAUAAGCAAACUUUACAUGACAAAGAAAAUCUACUUGUUUUGCGAGCUAAAGAACUCGAGAAGCUCACACAGUUGGCUUUAACAAAAAAGCAAGAAGGAAUGAAAGCUUUAGAAGAUGCAAAAUACUUAGAAAGUCAGCAUAAAGAGACACUCGAUUUGCUGCAAAUGCAACUUAAAGCAGUAACGGGGAAGGAAAAAAGAAUUGCUAGUGAACAAUACAAUAUCAUUAAGGGACAAAUGAUAUCAGUGUCUUGUGAAACUGAGAAACCAGAAAGAGACACAAAUGUGUCUCAUAGUUUUAAU